Messenger RNA from Anisakis simplex (herring worm), 924 nucleotides. NCBI's taxonomy places the organism in Eukaryota, Metazoa, Nematoda, Chromadorea, Rhabditida, Anisakidae. The record is from the annotation of a GenBank genome assembly.
UCAUCAUCAGGCAACGACAUCGAUGCUCAUCUGGAUAUAAACUCGCCGUCUUGCACAUCAUUCAUUAGCAUAUCCACUCGAUCAGUGUCAGUCUCGUCAACAACCGAGUUGAAGAAGAAGAGUGAACUGGCAGAUGUAUGCGCAGUGUUUACUGAUUCAUCUAUGACACUUGAUCAAACUGAAGUGAAUACAGCUUUAAAUGCGCAUAAAAGUGUUCGUUUCGCUGACGACUGUGGCCAUGAACUCGCUACUGUACGAGUUAUGACCGAGCCGUCUGAUUAUCCUCCAGCAAUCAAUCCAUCGGUGAUCAGACGGCUUUUGGGUAAAAGUGGAGAUGAUGAUUCGGGCGAUUCUGAACAGCCAUCAGCGGCUACCUGGGUGGUCGGAUUCAAGCAGCCGGCAAGUGAAUAUGUGAAAUUUCGAGAAACACUUGAGAGAGGCAUGGUAGCGCUCGAGAAUGUUAUGCUAAAAAACGAUAUAUGCCAUAUGGUUGGCACUGUUAAGGUGAAAAACAUUGCGUUCGAGAAGCGUGUCUUUAUUCGCUUGACGUCUGAUGGUUGGAAGAGUUUUAAGGAUAGUGCCGCAUCGUUUCAGCCAUCCUCGUCGAAAGCAUUUGACACGUUUAGUUUUGAUAUGGAAAUCCCAUCCAAUCAAAAUGAACCAAAUGCAACCAUUGAGUUCUGUGUGUGUUUUGAAGUUGGUCCAGCUGAUGAUGAAUCAAAGCGAUCGCAGUAUUGGGAUUCGAACGGUGGACUAAAUUAUCAACUGAAAAGUGCUGAAAGCGAUUCGAAUAAAUUGCAUGAGAUUACACCGUUGUUCGGCAGACAUCGUUUGGAUUCAGAUGAUGCCUAUUUAUGCGAUUAUGAUAAUUGGACGAAAUUCGCCAGCUGGAAAAAUCUAUCAACUGAAGGCCCAUAUUGGUGA